Messenger RNA from Sitodiplosis mosellana (orange wheat blossom midge), 1019 nucleotides. RefSeq names its product enoyl-CoA delta isomerase 2-like. The record is from RefSeq and is a predicted model, not a curated record. Lineage: Eukaryota; Metazoa; Arthropoda; Insecta; Diptera; Cecidomyiidae. The coding region runs from base 68 to 847 and encodes 259 amino acids. The transcript is spliced from 3 exons.
CAAAAUAUCAACAGAUGAAUCUUAUCGGUCGUUUGACAUUGCGUGUAAAUAGUUGCAUGGAUCAACAAUGUCAAGUCCAUAUAAAUAUUUGAAAAUUGAAAAUUUGGGUAAACUUCGAAAGAUUACCAUAAGCAAUCCCAAACUCAAAAAUGCAUUGAAUUUGCAAGCAUAUGAAGAAUUGACGGAUGGUCUAAACAGAGCUGCCACAGAUGACUCUGUGUCGAUAGUGGCAAUAACAGGUGAUGGGGACUAUUACAGCUCAGGAAAUGAUAUUAAACACUUUUUAACUGUAAUCGAUCCAGAAAAGGAGCUAAUAAGGGCGAAUAUUGUCUUAAAAUCGAUGAUUCAAAGCUUCUACACAUUCCCAAAAUUGUUGGUUUGCGUUGUGAAUGGGCCAUGCAUUGGCAUUGCAUGUUCAACAGCUGCUCUUUGUGAUGUAAUCUAUGCAGUGGAUACAGCCUAUUUCUACACUCCCUUCUCGCUACUUGGACUAUGUGCUGAGGGAUGCGCUUCGUACACAUUUUCACGCAUUCUCGGCAAAAGCAAAGCCAAUGAGAUGCUACUCUUGAACCAUAAACUAACAGCAGCCGAAGCGUUGCAAUUCAAUUUUGUGGCAAAAGUUUACACAAAAUCUGAAUUGGACACAGUGCUAUGGCCGAAAAUCCGUGAGCAAUCAGAAUUGUCAAGAGAAUCAAUUUGUGUAACAAAGAAGUUGCAAUCGAAAUUCGAUCAAAAAAGCUUGGAGACGGCAUGCGAUGCAGAGUUGAAGGAGCUGUACAAACGUUUCUCUACCGACGACUUUAUACAAGCCGUUGUCAAUUUUAUACAACGCAAAUCUAAACUCUAGCCUAGAGUCUUUAGGUGAACUUUGAACGCCCUUUUGAACCGUCUACACUCUUCUUAUCAUGGAGAUUUUUCCCUAUGAAUUUCGUCCAAUCAUUUUUUUUUAAAUCAUGUGGCAUUUUAAGAAUAAAAUAUUCUGUGGUGAUAGGAACAAUAAAGCAAAUCGAUUUUAUGAA